GUAACGACGCAUCCUGCGCUCCAACCAUAGAGCGGCUAGUCCGCUCUAGCCUUCCUACUGUUGCGCUCUCUGGUAUGCUGGGAGGCUUGGCGGGGAGGGCUUCAGCGCUUGCCGAGACGGAUUCCUUUUGGAUACCAUGGCGCCUCCGAAAGGUGAGUGAGAGGCAGCCCGCCGCCGCCGCCGGUUUCCCCGUUAUGCGUAAAUGGAACAGUCCGUUCUACUGAGGCAAAUAGCCAGGCGUCGUCCAGUUACUUGGAAGGCGGGGGGGGGGGGAGGAGGUUGUGAAGCGGGGGGGCGGGGAGAGGGGAGUUUGGAGACCUUCUGCCUUGAUAACGCGAGCGCGGAGGUGGCUGGCACCGGGGACCCCGGGGGCAACAAAACCGGCCCGGCUGCCUGGCAGCUCUGCUGGGAAGCGGCUGUCGCUCAGCGUCUCUCUCCGCUCUUGUGUCAAGCAGGCGAAAUAGUAUAAGGGUUCCUCGGUGGAAGAUAAUGCUUCCUCCCCUUCCUGCCCUUCUUUAAAGACAUGACAUGUCGGGGUCUCGCUAGGAUUUGGGGAGGGGGGUGAACCCAAAAUGUUAAUUAUAACGAGUUUCCGCUCCCCAUUCCCUCUCCUUCAGGUUGCUUAGGCGAAAGAAUAGUCCCCCUCGAACCUGCCUUCGAGCAUGCAAAUAUUGCUGACUUUGUCUGUGAACAAAGACUUGGAAACCUUUAAGCAGCCGCGUCUGGCAUCAUCCUCUCCUGCAAACGGUGUACGAUGAUGCUCUUGUGUCACUCACUUGGCAACGUAUUGUAAUGGCUGUUCUUGUGCAAUGACCCUGGUCCAGAAGGCAAGCUCUUCCUCUGGAUCCAUGUGUACAGUGGUACCUCGGGUUACAUACGCUUCAGGUUACAUACGCUUCAGGUUACAGACACUGCUAACCCAGAAAUAGUGCUUCAGGUUAAGAACUUUGCUUCAGGAUGAGAACAAAAAUCUUGCUCUGGUGGCGCGGCAGCAGCAGGAGGCCCCAUUAGCUUCAGGUUAAGAACAGUUUCAGGUUAAGAACUGACCUCCAGAACGAAUUAAGUACUUAACCCGAGGUACCACUGUAUUUAUUAAUCGGUCUGAAAUGCUAGGACAGACGUUUUCACAUUAGAAAAUAAAUGCAUCUAGGGAUACAUGAAAUUGUAAUGGAAGAAGUGGCUUGCCUAUCGUGGUGUUAGAGACAUGCUUUCUCCCGUUUCUGAAAAAUUGGGCCGAAUAGACUUAUUGAUGCACAGCACAUUUUUGUGUGUAUUGUCAUAAGGCUGUUAAAUGAUCUCUGUUGGAUCAGGCCAAUGGACCAUCUAGUCCAACAUCUUGUUCUCACAGAGGCCAACCAGAUGCCUAUGGAAAGCCUGCAGGUAGGACCCGAGGGCAACAGCACUCUUCUCACAAUUCCCAGUAUGAUAUUCAGAGGAAUAGUGCCUUCUACAGUGGAGGUACAAUAGCUAAUAGCCAUUGAUGGGUUUGUCCUCCAUGAAUUUGCCUGUUCUUUUUUUAAAAAAGCAAUCUGAGAUGGUGACCAUUGGGUUACAGACGCUUCAGGUUACAGACUCCGCUAACCCGGAAAUAGUACCUCGGGUUAAGAACUUUGCUUCAGGAUGAGAACAGAAAUCGUGCUCUGGCGGCACGGCAGCAAUGGGAGGCCCCAUUAGCGAAAGUGGUACCUCAGGUUAAGAACAGUUUCUGGUUAAGAAUGGACCUCCCGAAUGAAUUAAGUUCUUAACCUGAGGUACCACUGUAUAUGUGCUGCCUGAAGAAGUACUUUCUUUUGUCUGCCCCGAAGCUUCCAAUAUUCAGCUUCCUUGAAUGGCCCUGGGUUUCUUGGAUGAGAGAGGAAUCUGCUUUCCCUACACAGUGAUAAUUGCAUCUUUUGCAGAUAAUUCUGCUGUUUGCAUUUAGCUUGAUAUACACCCAAAUUAGGCUGAAGGAAAUAGAGUUAUAUCUCUACCAGGGUGUACUCAGUUUAAAUUAUUGCAACAGUGCAUCUAUAAUUGUACCUUGCAGGGAUGUUUACACAGUGAAGGUGAUAGUAUGAGUAACAGGAUUUAGUAAUUCCCAGCCAUAUCAUAAUGUGGUGUAAUGAUUCAGGCAUUCACUGUUGAGUUAAUAAAGAAAUAGAAGUUUAUACAGAUAAAGAUAAAUUGUUUAAUCAACAGUCUGAUUCAACUGUAACUGUGUUAUUUUUGGUGGCCAGAGACUAGAUAAUGGCUGCCUCUCCUAUGAAGUAUCUGAAGUUCCUUGAUUAGUAGCUUCUUAUUUGCUGAUCCUAAAAUCAGCAUGUGGAAAUAAUUUCAUUUAUUUCUGUUGGCCUUUGGUUUCAAGUAGAGUUAUAGGUGCCAGAUGAGGUACCAUUUUGAAAAUAGCCUACAUUUAUCUAGACCAGAGCUUUCCAAACUGUGUGUCGUGAUAUGUUAGUGUGUCAGCUGCAGUGUGUCAGUGUGUCACACAAACACUCCCCACCCUCCUCUCAGGGCUGGAAAGGGGUCAAUUUAACCUCCAGUUUGCUAAUAAAACUGAAUUACUGUGUCACAAAAUGAUGCAUAUCUAAAAAGUGUGCCACUAACAUGAAAAGUUUGGAAACCUCUGAUCUAGACAGCCGAGAGUAGGAUAAGGCACUCUCCUGCACCAGUUUGAAGGGCCUUUGAGCCUUGGCCCCACAUUAGCCCUUCUGACAAGGGAUGAGCAGGACUAUUUUGGCAUGCUAAUCAAUGAAUCAAUCGGUUAAUGCUUAUCAAUUAAUUAAUUAAAUGUAUAUCCUUCCCUCCCAAAGGAGCCCAGGGCAAACACACUAGUGAUAAACCAAUACAGUUAAAAAUAAAACAAAACAUGUUUAAAACAUCCCUAACCAAUUCAAAACAUCUGAAAGCAGUAACUUACUCUCACAGCUAAUAAUUUCAGAGUUGCCACGAUCAGUAUCUUUUGGCCAUCAAAUGCCUUGGUAAACAGGAACAUUUUAAAGUUCCUCCUGAUUGUGAAGGAGAUAGAUGUGCCUCACCAGGGAGGGUGUUCCACAAAUGGGGAAACCACCACCAAGAAGGCCCUAUCAUAAGUCAGUGCCAACAAGGCAUCCCCUAGUGGGGGCACCACCAACAAAGUCACCUGCAGGUUUUAGGGUGCAAAUCCUUCCAAUGGUUAACCGUAAUGUUUCUGCAGCAGGCCUGCCAUAGCUUUUUGAAUAUAGAAUGUUCCUGUUUUAAAAGCUGUUUUCUAAGGACCAAACAGCAAACAUAACUUCACUGUAGUUGUCAAGGUGGUUCACGUCUCAUGUCCAAUAGAGUGAUGCUUUUGUUUUUCAGAAAAUGUCAGCUUGCUUUUUAAGUUGUACUGCUUGACGGUGAUGACCUUGGUGGCUGCAACGUAUACAGUAGCUUUGCGGUACACGAGAACAACAGAAACAGUUUUAUACUUUUCAACUACAGCUGUCUGUAUUACAGAAGUUAUCAAGCUAUUCCUAAGUUUGGGCAUUUUAGCAAAGUAAGUAUAAAUGUCGAUGAGUAAAUUGGAGUGGCGUAUUUGCUCUUUUUUCUGAUUCUUUUAUUUUACUUGUUUUGUUUCUUGCUAUGCUUCAUGUGGACUGUGUUAGGCUUCUGUGAGCAGGUGGUAUCAGAGGAGUCCUUCUCGAAAAGAUUGGUUUUGCAACAAGUGAAAACAUGCACAUUUUAGUUUCCUAAUCUCUCUUAUGAAUAGGCGUCACUGCCUUGAGUUCAUUGCUUUGGAUAAGGUUCAGAAGUCUGUGUAAAUUAAGUAUGGAUGCUUGGCUGGCAGGUUUCUGGGUUGGUGUAGGCAGGAGACUUCAGAGUCAUUCAAGAAGAACUUGUAUUCUCACUAAGGCGGCAUUUAAGGAUUAGAAGCAAUCCUCUGAACCAUGUUGACCUGUCCUCCCUCAAAUAUGCCUAUGAUGUUCUAGAAGGAUUCUCAAUCAGAGGGCACUUAUGAUUUCUUUUAGCCUACACAGAAACUAUUCAAAUGGCUUCUCCCCCAUGCUGGUAACAUAUGAAUAAUUGACUUUUUUUGGUCUUUUAAUGGGACCCCAGGGCUGCUGCCUCAUCUUGUGUGAUGGUAGAGCUGGCCUUGAGCCUCAUGGUGGGAUGCUUGGGCACUUUCAGUAAUAGUCACUGUUCUUGCUGCAUCUUGUAACAUGGUACAGUGGUGCAGCCUUGGCUAGGAAUUUCUCUAGCCUCUCUGUCUCUCAGAACCUCAAUAUUUCCCCAAAUCUGUGAGUUUAUAAAGGUUGUUUAUGAAACUCUAGCUUAUUCAGUAACAUGCUCUGCAGCAAGGGGCCCUCCAGCUCCCAUAAUCCCUGGCCAUUGGUCAUUCUGGCAGAGGCUGAUGGAAGUUGUAGUCCAGCAACAGCUGGAAGGUCACAGGUUACCCACUGCUAACUUAAAUCACGGUUAAGUGUAGACUCCAAAUUGCAAUGUAGAACUUCUGUCCUGAAGUGGGUUUGCUAAUCUUGGUCUCAUUCUGUCAGGGUGGGUGGGGCCACCCACCUGUCAAUUACCUGAUGUCACAAUGAUGGUGCUUUAAAGUGCCCGAGGCUUUGGCUUUACCACCCAUCAGCUUUUUGCAGGCAUUGGGUGUGUGGGUGAAUUGCCCGCAGGGAGCUCAGUAAAGCACAGCCUUAUCCAACAAGUGAAGAGCGGUAGAGUCAAAAUCUGAUUUUUCUUUUGCCAAUGCACAAUUGGGAAUGCAUGUUAAGGCUCCCAAAUAUGAAUUGGCAGCUGUGCCUCUAUCUGCCCCACACCUGACAACGCAGGUCAUGUCAGGUAUGAGGCAAGCAGGUGAGUGUGGUUUUGGGGAAAACUGCCUCUAAGGCCAAAAUUGAAUCCUUGGGGGGCAAAGUUUGGCCAAUGGGGUAGAAGUUGUCCACCCCAGAAUCUGGGACAGAACCUGGGAGAGAGUUUAGUUCUGCAGGCUGAUAUAACCUCUGGUUUGUGCUAACCUUGGUUGAACUUUUUGUCUGCAUUCAGCAUUUGUCUUUUUGAAUAAAAAUCAGUUUGCCUUUUUGAAUAAGCCAGCAGUCAGUCAGACUUAAUCUCUUCUCCUGCAGUUGUCUUUGCCGCCCUCACCUCUACUUUCCAAGAGAUGUAAUCUAAUAUGCAUAAAUGUUUUAUUCGCCGUCUCUUGCAGUUGUGUCCCACUCGCUUCCUUUGUAAAGUGAGCUGAGAAGCACACGUUAGAACGAUGGGGGCUGAUAUGAGGGAGUGUUUAAUCCCGGGUGUUCUCUGUGUUCAGAGUGAAGCAAUCUUCUCCUUAACACUGCUAGAUCCCAGAAUUGAGUCUCAAGGGGCAAAAAGUAGGUCACCAGUUAUGAGUGUCUUUUCUGAGGCCUGGUUUCAGCUGCAUAAUCACUUUAGUCACCCUAUAAUUAUGAAGGCCAUAUAAAAAAAAUGACAUUUCAUGCUGUGCUGACUCCAAAUGCAUAAUUACUAUCCUAUCAAAUUCAGAAAUGACAUGAAUUCUUGAAAUUGGGUCCCAGGAAAGCCCAACUUCCCUGGCAGGUAUAGUUUAAACAAGCAAGUCACAAGCAAUGGCUUGGACUUUUAAAAUAUAGAGAUAGCACUGACACGAAGAGGCUGUCCUCAUUUUAGUCACAGGAGGUAGAUUUAAGGGGAAACGGCUUUCUUGCUGUUUCAUAAUAUUUGGUGACAUGUCAUACUGUACUGGAUUUUGUGAGAUUGUGUAUUUUGCAAUUUUCCUGUACAUAAGUGUAUGUACAAUGCCCAUGUACAGGCUCUGUUACUUUUGUUCUCCCAGAUCUGGUUCUCAUACGGGGUAAUUUCACAUGCACAGGAGUAAAGACAGUGUUCCUCUGCCUCCCCACAACCUUUUUUUUUUUUUUUUGCCUACACUACGAAAUCACGGAGGCGGAUAAAAUGCAUGUGCGAAGCUGUUCCUUUUUGAAGCAGGAACAGGUGGCAUCUCAGGUGGCUAAAAUUAGGCCAUCUAAGUGGUGUACUGUAUAAGAUAAAAAUCCUGAGAUUCACCUAAUGUAGAGUUGCCAUAUGUCCGGAAUUGCCCGGACAGAGCCAGUAUUUGGGUCUCAUAAACAGUGUCUAGGCGGAAAUCACUUAAAUGUCUGGGAAAAUCCAGACGUAAGGCAGCCUAUGUCAGAAGUAUAGAUUUUGGCAAAUUUCAUUUAUAAUAAUUAAAAUAAAUUUCAUUUUUAUGAAAAGCUCAAUAACUUUGCCUAAAAAAGCUCACUUUUUGAAAUAUGGCAACCCUACCUGAUGAUCCCCAGCAGAGGACAGCUGCACAGCUUCUGCUGUUUUUAUGGUGCCUUGAAAUGGUAUGUAAAGGGUGAUACGUAAAUUUAAUUAAUUAAGUACUUUAAAAAUCUGCCUUACUGCAACAUUUAGAGGAAGUUUUAAAACCAACCAACCCAACCGAAUGUUGUCUUCAUUUCAGCACUGCCAACUGGAAUGUCUGGUUUGCAUUCUGUCACCGUCACGGCGGUUACAGUCUUUGUUUGCCCUGCGGAAGGAGGAAGAAUGUGGAUCUUAAGCUUUCCAGGAGACGCAGCACGAUUCUCCUUCCUCUAGUUGGCUUCUGCUUUUCUCUUUUUUUGGAGGGCCUCAAGAUUGAUACAGGAUAGGAAGCGGGUGUUGUUGACUAGCUCAUCCUGGCAGCUGAGAGGUUGUGGGGCUAGGCCUCUGUUGGGCUAUUUCUGGAUUGUUCUUGUUCUGCUGUACUAUUGUCAAGCAGCUACAGUCAUAUUUGUGCUCAGAGCUUCUUCUUCUUUAAAUGUUUUCCAGAGAGACUGGAAGCCCGGGUAGACUAUUGACAUCUUUAAAAGAAAAUGUCUUGGGCAGCCCUAAAGAGCUACUCAAAUUAAGUGUUCCAUCUCUCGUCUACGCCAUCCAGAACAACAUGGCCUUCCUGGCUCUUAGCAAUUUGGAUGCAGCUGUUUACCAGGUAAUGGUUGAUGUUUGGAAGCUAGAUGCAGACUCCCUAACCUUACCAGGCCACAUUGGUCCUGCUUUGUAGCCACUGUGAGUGUUCUUGCCUGCUUAGAAUGAGCCCUGGAACUCUGACCACUCUUUGUGCUUGUCUGGGAGAGAGAGAUUUUAAUGUGCCUGAAAUUAACAUUCCAUCAAUCAAUCUUUAUUGUGGUCAUAGUCCAGGCAAUAGAAAGAAAUUAACAUUAGUUUCUAUGCCCACUGGCAUGUGGCCCCUGAAGCAUUGUCCAGAGGGGGCUGUGGCCCUCAGGCUGGCAAAUGUUCCCCAUCCCUGAGCUAUGAUGGAUGAGCUCAUCGAGCAACAUGUUGAGCGUGUGAAACAGCUAUCACAAACAGAACACCCGAAACAGAACUUCUGCAUUGUCUGAUAGGAAUUCAGACACAGUAUCUUUUCGUGGAAAAUGGUUCACACUUUCAGCUGCAAGUCACGGAAGGGAAAAGUCAUCCUGUGCGUGUAACUCUUUCCUGAGAGGAAGGGGAUUGUUCACCAAGGAAGAUCCUGCCAUGAGCAUAACAUCCUUUACAUGAACCAAGUAAUGAUGUUGGAUGCAAACCAAUAUGCUUAGAACAUGGGCGAUACAUUAGUAUAAUAAAAUCAUAGAAUCGUAGAGUUGGAAGGGACCACGAAGGUCAUCUAGUCCACCACCCUCUACAAUGCAGGAAUCUCAACUAAAGAUUCCAAUCUCUGCUUAGAAACCUCAAAGGAAGGAGAGUCCACAACCUUUUAUUGUCAGAAAGUUCUUCCUGAUCUUUCAUUUAUUACAUUGUUGUUAUAAUGGUUGUGUUAUAUUGUUGUUAUUAAAUAAAGCAGGUUAGAUAUUAAACAGAUUGUCUUUCUGCCUUUUCCCUAAUAGCUAAAUGAAACAUGCCCUUUCUUUCCGGCUUCUUAGGUGACCUAUCAGUUGAAGAUCCCAUGUACCGCUUUAUGUACAGUCUUGAUGCUGAACCGCUCUCUCAGCAAACUACAGUGGUUCUCAGUCUUUAUGUUGUGUGGUGGAGUCACGCUUGUUCAGUGGAAGCCAGCUCAAGCCACAAAAGUCCAGGUAAAGUUGAUCACUGGGAGCCUUUCUCCAUACCUGCUUUAUGAAAUAAGUUUCUCGUGCAUCAAGUUGCAUAAUCUUACCCUAAGGGCAUUGUGGAAGAGUAUACUGCAGGGGUGGAGUAAUUGCAGCCCCCCCUGAUGUUUCUCUGGGGCAGCUUCCAUCUUAAUCAGGAUGUCCUUUCCACACUGUAGGAAUUGGGCCUUCUGUGUGUUGGCAUCUGCCUUUCGGAAGCCCCUCCCUUUGAAUAUGAGGCACUGUCUCUGUUGCCUUUUUGGUGCCUACUGAAGGCCUUCAACAAGUUGAGACCUUUCCCAGUCCGCAUCUGUAUUGGAACCAUUUUAAACAGAUUUUGUUUUUUCGCUGUUUUAGCACUUGUUUGCCACCUUACGGUCCUCUGGGAGAAAGGGUAGUAUAUAAAUAUAAGUAAGUGAAUGAACGAAUGUCCUCAUUGCAUUUCAAGAAUUAGCUAAGCUGUGGUACCCUGCAGCAGCUGGUUGAAUAAGCAGGAGAGGAAAGGAAGGAGAAGCUCUGUUGAGUGAUGACUUCCUGUGUUACAUUGGCUCUCACCCUCUUUUCCCCAGAGACAAUUGAGCAGCCUGGGAGUCAAAUUUUGUAGUGCUGCUUGCAUAGCACUGGCAGAUGUUGCCAGAUGGCCUAAGUCAUCUUUUGUUGUUGCAAUAAAUAACAAUCUGGCUUGGCUUCCAAAAGUGACUGCAGCUAUAAAUAAACUUCCUAUGUUUUUAUUUGUUCUUUAGAUGGAGCAGAGCCCAUUGAUAGGCUUCGGUGCGAUAGCCAUUGCUGUUUUAUGUUCAGGAUUUGCAGGUAAAACCUUGUAGUUAAAGUUAUCUUCAAGUAGCAGGCAUUUAUCUGUGACUGUGGCUAGUCCGACAGUGAAGGCCCCCUCUUACUUUACCUUGCCAGCUCAGAAAACACCAUAGCACAGCUCCUUCCCAUCCUUCUCAGGUAACAUGGGAGAAGCUCUGGGUCACAUCCACAGCAUACAUUUAAAGCACUCUUAUACCACUUUUGGGAUGCGGGUGGCGCUGUGGUGUAAACCACUGAGCCUUGGGCUUGACGAUCGGAAGGUCGGCAGUUUGAAUCCCCGUGACAGGGUGAGCUCCUGUUGUUUAGUCCCAGCUCCUGCCAACCUAGCAGUUUGAAAGCACGUCAAAGUGCAAGUAGAUAAAUAGGUACCGCUCUGGCGGGAAGGUAAACAGUGUUUCCGUGCGCUGCUCUGGUUUCGCCAGAAGCGGGUUAGUCAUGCUGGCCACAUGACCCAGAAAAACUGUCUGUGGACAAUCGCUGGCUCCCUUGGCCAGUAAAGCGAGAUGAGCACCACAACCCCAGAGUCGUUUGUGACUGGACUUAACUGUCAGGGGUCCUUUACCUUUUUAUACCACUUUAGCGGCCAUUGCUUCCCCCAAAGAAUCCUGAGGACUGUAAGAUGUUUGUUGUGCAGCUACAAUUCCCAGCGCCCUGAACAAACCCAGUGCCCAGGAGCCUUUGAGGGAAACCAAAACUGUUAAGAGUGGUGUAAGAGUGCUUUAAGUGUACAGUGGUACCUUGGGUUACAUACGCUUCAGGUUACAGACUUCGCCAACCCAGAAGUAGUACCUCGGGUUAAGAACUUUGCUUCAGGAUGAGAACAGAAAUUGUGCUGUGGCGGCAGCAGGUGGCCCCAUUAGCUAAAGUGGUGCUUCAGGUUAAGAACACUUUCAGGUUAAGAACGGACCUCCGGAACGAGGUACCACUGUACAUUGUAGAUGUGACCUAUGUCGUAAGCUCAGGUCUGCCCAACCUAGGUCUCUUUUGUAAGACAACAACUAUCAUCUCUGAGCAUCAGCUCUACCUGUUAGGGCUAAUGGGACUCAGGUGACACCUGUUGGAGGGCAUCAAGUUGGGGAGGGCUGCUGUAGCUGUUCCCCACCUCAGCAUCACCUCCCCCACAAACUUGUACGGUGGGAAGGUGGUGCAAGUUGACCCUGGGUUUCUUAUCUCUGUGGUGUAAAUUCCCUAAAUCAAAAUGUAAUGUAUGGCGGGAGCUGUACAUUGUUUCAUCUCUCGCUUCCCUUCCCUUCCCUUCCCUUUCAGGGGUAUAUUUUGAGAAAGUGCUAAAGAGUUCGGAUACAUCUUUAUGGGUCAGGAACAUUCAGCUGUACCUCUCUGGGAUUGUAGUGACCUUGGUUGGUGUCUACAUGUCUGAUGGAGUUAAUGUAAUGGAAAAGGGCUUCUUUUAUGGCUAUACCCGUUAUGUCUGGUUUGUCAUCUGUAAGUAUCUGAUUGCCUUUUAUCUUCAGUUCUACUUUUUUCUUCUUCAAGCUGGGGCCAGAGGUGUAGGAGAUCAGCUUGGGGAACAUAUGGGGCAGAGACAUCACUGAGCAGCAAAUUAAAUUCACUGUGGUCUACCGUCCUGCAGGAAAUAAUUCGGAAGCAUGCAGUUUCCAGGGGAGUCUGAAUAUUGGCAAGAAUUUAAGAAUCAUGGGGUGACUAUCAGCUAGACUGCCUGAAAGGGAUUAGGGAUACAGGAAGACACAGGCCUUAUUUCCUGGGUUACACAGAAAUAAGUAUUCAAAGUUAAGACUAACUGCUGUGCUGGCUUUCCAAAGGGACUUUGGGUAGCAUAAGAAAUGCAGGUAGGGCAGGUUAGUCACACUGGUUCCAUUCAGAGAAUAAGCCAAGAUGUAAACCAGCCUUUUUCCUUGAUAUGCAGACCCCUUACCUGUCCAGAAAUCAAACCAGGACAUUGCUAACCAUCAUUUCCUAUUUUGUCUGAAGUCCAAAACUUGUUACAAGCUUUGGAACAAGCCAGGAUCCUAAACCAACUCCAAACCAUGGUUCUGAAGCACUGUUUCCCAGUUUGGACAUGGGGAACUAUGAUUAAUUGGACACUUCCUGGUUUGAUUGGCUGUGCCAUGUACAAGUGUCAGUGUGUAUAGGAAAAAGUCUUGUUUGGAUCUUACUGUAGACUUUGAUCUCGCCCAUCCUUGCUUCCUGCUGUCGUAUGUUGCUGAAUCGGCUGUUUAUGUUCCCAUAUUGAACAGACGGGAAUUAAAAGUUCUCUUAACGGCCUGUACUCGAGACUAGCACCAGCAAAUAUGGGCUCUAGAUGUGCUGUGUUGAAUCUUGCUGGGUGAUGUCCAAGGAUAGCCAUACUCAAGAGCAGACCCAUUUAAAUCCAUUCACUUAGUUACUUAGGUAUUGCCCCAUGACAUUUAGGUCAAUCUAGUAGGGAUGUAAACAGCAUUGCUGGCGCAAGCUAAUAGGUAUAGACUAAUACCAGGUUUGGUGUACCCUGGGACAAGGGUAUGCCAUGCUGGAACACAAAUUUAAUCCCCUAAUGAGGUUGUGAUACAUGUCCCAAAUGGACAGUAUCUUCCAACCUUCAAAAGUUUUGCUAUAAAAGGUAUUUUUUCUUCUUCGUUUCUUUGAACCCAUAUGGUAAAUAAGAAAAAGAUUCCAGACACUUCAUUAACAGGGAUAUAUCCUUUUGCUGUCUAGUCCUUUCCAGCGUUGGAGGUCUCUACACUUCAGUUGUUGUUAAGUACACCGACAACAUUAUGAAAGGUUUUUCUGCAGCUGCUGCCAUCGUUCUCUCUACCGUUGCCUCGGUCCUCCUCUUUGGCUUACAGAUAAGUACGUUUCUUUUGGCCAUAGUCCACAAUCUUAGGUGACGCUCUUUUGGUGCGGGCUUGAAUAACUGUUGUCAGCUAAUUGUAUUAUUGUAUAAUAUUAUUAUCUGAUGUUGUCGGCCCACAAACAAAUUAGCAAGGGUUAACAUUUCAAAGCUGGCAGCAUCUACUAUUAUUAUCUUCAGCGCGCCCGAGGCUUCGGAAUGCAGGCAGCUCUGCGCAACCUUUGGGAGCCCGGCUCCCGAGGGUUGCGCAGAGCUGCGUGGAGCCCGGGAGGGCAGGCAGCUCUGCGCAACCCUCCAAAGCCCAGCGCGGCUUGGCGCAGGGCUCCCGAGGGUUGAGCAGAGCUUCCUGAAGCCUGGAGAGCGAGAGGGGUCGGUGCGCACCGACCCCUCUUGCUCUCCAGGCUUGAGCGAAAGCCUGUAUUCGCCCCAUAGGACGCACACACAUUUCCCCUUCAUUUUUGGAGGGGGAAAAGUGCAUCCUAUAGGGCGAAAAAUACGGUAAAUAUGAAGUACACAGCAAUCUGAUAACGAGUUUCAUAUUAAAAAAAGUAUUCUAGAGUUUCUGUUUGGAUCAGUGUGCUUUAAACCAUGUGCUUUGUUUUUCCCUUUAGCCAUCACCUUCUCUCUCGGUGCCCUCCUUGUAUGCAUCUCAAUAUACCUGUAUGGACUGCCUCGACAAGACACCACAAAAAUCCAGCCAGCAGAAGCAAAAGGGUCAAAAGAAAAUCUUAUUAGUGUGUGAUGUUUUGCAUCAUGAAGAAUAGAAAGAGACAAUCUAAAGACUUGACAUGAGUGUUUGUUCCCUUUUUUUCUUUUUUUUUAAAAAAGCCUUAAACUGGUAAUGCAAGAUUGUUUGAACUAAAAGUGAAGUAACUCAUUAGUGAAAUGAAGGAUUACACUGGAGCAUGGAAACUUCGCUAAAUUGUGAAGCACUGCUUUUCGUGUAAAGUUGAUCUAUUUGUGUUGGACUAUGAAGAGUCUGUUCACCAAGAAGAAUGAAGAAAUUGAAUGUGCAGUUUUUAAAUAUAUAUAUAUAUUGUAUAUAAAAUAAAGGGGAAUGCCAUUGGAAUUCACUUUGAUGAAACAUGUAUAAUAGGGAUACUCUUCACAUGUUCUUGUAAGGAAAGGUGCUACUACAUUUACUAACUAAAUUGUUGAUUCAGUCUUAAAAUAUCUCAAUCAGAUGCUCGAACACACAGUACAACACAUUUCCUAGUACAGUGGUACCUCGGGUUACAUACGUUUCAGGUUACAGACUCCGCUAACCCAGAAGUAGUGCUUCAGGUUAAGAACUUUGCUUCAGGAUGAGAACAGAAAUCGUGCUCCGGCGGCGCAGCGGCAGCAUCAGGAGGCCCCAUUAGCUAAAGUGGUGCUUCAGGUUAAGAAUGGACCCCUGGAACGAAUUAAGUACUUAACCCAAGGUAUCACUGUAUCUGCUUGUGCCUCGGCUUUCAUACUGUUGGUUGCUAGCUGUCGUAGCCAAUAUGAAACCAAGAUGAUUGUUGUGAGGGGAAGUGGGGUGUGUGGGAACUGUCAUCUGAUUGUUGAAGUGAACAUAGGUGUAGCUGAAAUGGAUUCUAUGUCUUUUAAGCUUUUGAUCUGCUGAAUCCACUCUGCGAAAGCAGGAAGAAAAAAAAUGAAGCUGCUGCUCGUAAGAGGAUUUUUUUCUAUUGUGAUUGGGUUUUUUAACACCAUUUUGUAUAAUAUUUAUGCUUUUCUUGCACAUCUAAUAUUCUGAAAGUGCUAAAUAAUUUUUUGUGCAAGUUAGGUAGGUCAGAGGCCAUUUGGGUUUGAGCCCUUUGUUCUUGCAUCAAAUAAAACUUAAUGGGGGUGGGACAGUAUUUAAUGCUACUCAGAUGUAGUUUUUCAUUUUUGUCAGCUUAAUCCAACACUGAAAUUAAUGAAGGACAAGUGUUUUGAUUUAGCUUUUCUGCAGCUUUGUAAAGAUGUAAAGUUGAUAAUUAAACAAUUAGGAGUGUGUAAGCUUCUCAAGUGGAGAAACUAAGACUGGAAAGGAGGUCCUAAAUUCUAGAUAUGGCAGUCUACUCUAAGGGGUUAGAAUCUUGAUUUUUACCUUGACAUUCAUACAGCAAACUUAUGUUCCUUGGGUUAUGCUAUAAAUCCUUUUUGUUCUACACCAUUAGUCUUAACACGGUAGUUCUUGUCCAGUUAUGCAAGAUGGAUUGUACAGGGACAUGAGGGCUGCUCCUAGACCUUCUCUGUGGCAGACUGCCCAACUCUGCUCUGCUUGAAUCAAUGUCCUAUCAGCGGCUAGGCACUUACUUCAUUUCUUGGCUCUGUUGGGCACUUAAAACAAAAAAGAUGGAAAGGUCUUUAGAUUUUAAGACUGCUUUAUUGUGCACAGUGCACUGAACUUGCUGUAGCUGCAUUUGCAUUGCUGUGGGGUUUUUGUUUUGUUUGUUUGCAUUUUACUGCGACAUUUGUUUUACAAGGGCAGCAACCUCCUCCCCACGACAUAUUUUGAAGAAAGGGGUGAGACUGAAAGGACUAGCUCCUCUCAUAAGAGUAAUACAGACAAAAUAUAAUGCAAAAGGGAAUGGGAUCUGUUCUUCAGUGGCAAAUGCGGUGUGUGUCCAAUGAUCUCGUCUUUAGGUACUGCCAGACUACAACUCCUUUAAUCUCUGAUCCAUUGUCUGGGAUUGAUGGGAGUCCAAAGACAUCUUAAAAGUCCACACGUUUCCCACCUCUGGUCCAGGCAAUAUAGAGAAGCAAGGACAGAGUAACAGCUAGUCUUCAGCACUCGUAUAGUUUAGAAUACGCAGUGAAGGAGACCUUCGCUUUACAUUUUAUUGACAGGUGUGAUUCCUAGAAGCUUCAUUCCAUUAGCCAGGACGGAGCGAACAGCCUGGAACAAACAGAGCCUUGCCUGGAAAAAUAAAAGGUGGGGAAGAGGAGGACACUAAUCAAUUGCUCCCUUAAACAGAACUAAUUCAGUAAAUCUUGAAUGUUUUGUGCAUGCUCAACCAUAGCAGAAUUACAAACUACUAAAGAAUAACAACAAAUGUUAAGAUGCCCACUUUGCACCAACAGCCGUUUCUUCCAGAAUUUAAUCCUAGUAAUGCAGAAAGUCUGCUAUUAUCUGUUUCACAGACACAUGCCUAUAUUUGUAUCCUUGUUCCCCAUGCAUAAUGAGAAGUAGGUUGAAUGCUAUUUCAGCUGAACAUUACCUACCUCUCUGCAGUGAAUGUAUUUUUAGGGCAGAAAAUACACUACGAACCGUAUGAUGUGAAGUACAUAUGCAUGCACACACCCUGACUAUGGAAAUGCUGCAUGGAAGACAUGCUCAUGCAUAGUGAUGAAGUCUUAAUCUAAAAUUACAAUACAUGAAGUGGUCUUAAUACACCUAGCUCAGCCUUCCCCAAGCUGGUGCCUUGCAGGUGUUUUGGACUAUCGCUUCUAUGCACCCCAGCCAGUACAGAAGGCUAAUCUAGCCACUGAUACACGGUCUAUGGCACCAGGAAGAAAAAUGUGAAAAUACUUGUUUCAGACAAUUGCCUCUUGAUGAAAUACAAGGAUAUCCUACAUCCUGCCUCGCCUACAUCAGUAAAUAUACCAAAGGCAAUGUGCUUUUAUGUUUCACAAAUAAAGGUGGACAGAAGGCUCUGGUGGGUGCUGUCAAGUUGAAGACAGAUGAAGGGAAGAAUUGACCACAUACAUUGGAGCAGUUUCUUUUCAGCACAGUUGCAAGAAAUCUACCUGGUAGGUUAAAUCUGUUUGUCAUUAAUUUGCCCUGAGUAACAGUGCAAACCCUAUUAUGUGUCCACUCACGUCUUUUGAGUACAAUGGGACGUACUGCCAGCAGUCGUGUGUAGUACUGCGGCCUAAACAGAUUUAUUUAGACUGCAACCUUAUUUGGGAGUAAGUCCUACUGAGCUCACUGAAGCUUCUGAGUAGGUAUAUAAGGUUGCGCUGUUAAGCCUGCAGCUGUAUUUUUAGUUGAUUAAGCAGCCGGAGCUUAUUUUAAAAUCGGGUAAACUCAAACAUUAGUGCCACACGUUUUUUGUCUUAACGCCAUUUUGAUUUGGUGCACUACUUUGGUGUGCUGCCAAAAUAGGAAAUAAAGACAAGCAGAAAAUAACGUUUUCCAACAAGGAUUGGUAGAGUUUAUUAACUCACUAACCCCAUUUAUAUCAUUAUCUCAAAAGAAAACACAAAACCACACCAAACCGCUUUUCACUCUGCCUCUGUUUAGAACAGUUCACAUAUCUACAGUAUUGGUAGUAUUUUGAGUGGCACUAUAAGGAGGGAAGUGGGUAGAUUUAUUCUCUCUGGCUACAAAAAGCCUGAGAAAGCUGAAGUCUAACCAGAAUGGGAAAGAUUCUCCACGCUAAGGAGAAGGCCUAAAGCGACCCUUGGCAAUUGCAGGAAAUGGCUUAUUUAAGCAAUGUAUCUCCUCACCCCCACAAUUAUUAGUAUGGGGCAAGAAUACAUUUUAAGCUAAACCAAAAAAAGUAUGUACCUAUUUGAUAUAUACCCCACCCUUCAACAGACUGCCAGAACAGACUUCUUUGCAUGUUACACAUCUCAGGAGUAAAACAUUCUAUUCAAAUAGUAUCUAUUUUAUUUUACCUCUGCUAGUUCCGGAACACUGCCUUUCACAGGUAGCAUUUUGUGAGCCACAGCUGCUAAGUGACUGAAACAGAAACAGUGAUAUGAAACAAACUUUUUAAAAGCUGCAACCCUCAGUACGCAUCUAAAUUCAGUCGCAUUUGUUAGGGAUGUGCAGUGAACCCAAGAAUUGCAUUGUAUCUAGUUUUUUUAAGCAACCCAAUCUGUUUUGGAUCAGCUGUGUGUUGUUCUAAUUCAAUUCCAUUUUGGGGGCCCAAAUCUGAUCCGUUGGGUAUGAAACUCUAUUUUAUCCAUCUCCCCAUUCACUAUAAUGGGGAAAUCUAUAAACUGCUAUAACUUUAUUUACUCCUCACAUAUAACUGAAUGAUAUUUGCAAGCAAAUGACCCCUCAGAAUGGAUGAAACCUACCAAAUGGAUCAGGCAUCAUGGAAAUUAAUGGAUUUCCCUGCAGGGAACCUUUGAUGUUACUUUUUUUUAAAAAGUUUGAAACGUUUUCAUUCUCUGCCAGAAUUGGAUGCAAAUUUCAAACCUAUUUGUUCCUACUUGAGAGGGAUGAAGCCUGCCAAAUUUCCAAAAGAGAGAUAAAGCAGUUCUCCUGUAAAGGUGGAAGUAACCAUUUUGGAGUGGAAAAAUAAACAUCACAAUCCCUUCUUUCUUUCUUUUUGCGGAGGAAGCAAUUAGUUUGAAAACUGGGUACAUGAGGAAGGUGCCCCUGGGUAAGAAACUUGUCAGAGUUCAAACAAACAGAUCCAGGGGCUAUUCUGCCAGGUGAUCUGACUUUUGCAACCCACCCCAAUUUGCCUAACUCUAGCACUUGCAUGGUGCUCUCGUAGCCCAAACUCAGAAAAAACACGACCCAGGUAUUUAGUUCAACAUCCCUCCCUCAAAUCACAGUGGUUGGAGUCCACUGUGAAAAUAAUCAACUCUGUUUUAAAAGCUAGACCUGUCUAUUCGAGCUCUGGGCAUUUCCCCAGUCAGGUUGGUUUCUGUUUCUCUGAAAAUAAAAGGGGUUGUGGGUGGGGGAAAGGAUGAGCGUUUAAUUAAUGAAUGGGAAAAUGAAAGCAACAGAGUUGCUCGGAAGGUUGGGCACUCCCUGCUCCAUCACAAUAGGCCUUAUCAAGUGUGUGAUCCAACUUGAUGAUGUGAAAGGCUACUUCCGAUCACCCCUAUUUACCUUGCCAUUGAGCUUUGUUACCAAUGAAAUUUACUUAAGAGCAGCUUGAGUUCUAUAACACAAGGGUUACCAACAGAGAAACCACCACAGUUUGGAUCCUUCUGCCAAUAGAACAGUCAUUUUCUGAUCUAUUAAGAUGAGCAUUACGUGAGAAGCGACUCCUCCCAAACCGGAAGAGUUUCUUCUGUUUGACAAGGUUUUCCUCAAUACCUUUUUAUAGCCCACUGGAAUUUGAUAAUUUACUCACUAUGUUUCUCAUACUGUAAUACGGAGGGAGAAGGAAGAACCUGUGGCUUCCCAGAGGUUGCCUGACUCCUAAACUCACAUAAGUUCCAGGCAGCGUGGCUAAUGGCCAGAGAUGUUGGGAGUCCAGAAACAUCUGGAAGGCCACAGGUUCCUCAGCCCUGAUUUAACGCCAUCCCCAAGGCACUGCAAUCCUUCACUGGAAGAACUAUUGCCUUGCCACACUUGCACAGGAAUGCACUCAAAUAAUACCACAAAUACCUUUUUUAAAAAUUUUUAAAAUUAUACUUGUGGAUCUCUGAAUCCACAAGGAAUAAUCAGCAGGCUUGGAAAAAUCUUUGCCCUUGUUUUUAUAGGAGGGAAACCUUUGCUGAAGUAAAAACAAAAACAAACCCACAACUUUAGGGGGCACAAAACCGGGGUGGGAGCACCUCAACACAGCCAC
Messenger RNA from Podarcis lilfordi (Lilford's wall lizard), 18110 nucleotides. NCBI's taxonomy places the organism in Eukaryota, Metazoa, Chordata, Lepidosauria, Squamata, Lacertidae. The record is from the annotation of a GenBank genome assembly.